GCCCAGCAAGAUCAGGGCCCGCCCCGAAGCACCCAGGCACCUUCGUGCUCGUGCCGUGCCCGUGCCCGUGCCCGUGCCCGGCGCAUCGGCGUCUCCUCUCCUCGCGCAUUUCUCACUCGACCACCACUUCGGCACCGCAGCGUCCGAAUCCCUCCGAACCCCGACCCAAGCGCGCUGUCCGGCGGUCCUCAUCGAACCCGCCCUGAUCCCUAGCGCUCGCGUGCUCCACUCUACCUACGGAGGGAGCCCGCCCAGCCGGCCGCCUCUGCGUUGGUCCUGGCCGCGGCCUCGCACGCAGAUGAUGGUGGCGGAGAAGCCGGCGCCGGGGGUGUUCCAGGUGCACGAGGCGGCGGACGACGAGCAGGAGCCGGCGUCGCCGUCGUCGCCACGGAAGAUGCACUCGCUGGACUUCGAGCACAUCGGCGCGCUCGCCGCCGUGGCCGAGUCGCUGGCGCCCGGGAGCAGGUGGCGGAGAGCGCUCACCAGCGCGCGCUUCGUCAUCUUCCAGGCCAAGAUCAACGUGCUGCUCCCCUUCGGCCCGCUCGCCAUCGUGCUCCACUAUCUCUCCGGAACGCACCAAGGAUGGGUUUUCCUUUUCAGCUUAAUCGGCAUUACCCCGUUGGCCGAGAGACUGGGAUACGCGACCGAGCAACUUGCUUGCUACACUGGCCCAACAGUUGGGGGGCUACUGAAUGCUACAUUUGGAAAUGCAACGGAAAUGAUUAUAUCAAUAUACGCACUGAAAAAUGGGAUGAUUCGAGUCGUCCAGCAGUCACUACUAGGCUCAAUACUGUCAAAUAUGCUGCUGGUUCUUGGCUGUGCUUUCUUUGCCGGCGGUCUUGUCCACUCCGACAGGGAUCAGGUCUUCAACAAGGCAUCAGCUGUUGUAAACUCAGGACUACUGUUGAUGGCUGUCUUAGGCCUUAUGUUCCCAGCAGUGCUUCACUUCACGCAUUCAGAAGCGCAGUAUGGAAAAUCCGAAGUAGCUCUUUCAAGGUUUAGUAGCUGCAUCAUGCUUGUGGCCUAUGCUAGCUAUCUGUUUUUUCAACUGAAGAGCCACCGCAGUAUGUACAGCCCAAUUGGUGAUGAAGAAGAAGCCACUGAGGAGGAUGAGGAUGAAAAGGAGAUAACACAAUGGGAGGCCAUCUGCUGGCUUUUUAUGUUGACUAUUUGGAUUUCAAUACUCUCAGGGUACCUGGUUGAUGCCAUUCAGGGUGCGUCCGAAUCAUUAAACUUGCCAGUAGCCUUUAUUAGUGUUAUUCUGCUUCCUAUUGUGGGGAAUGCUGCUGAACAUGCGAGCGCCAUUAUGUUUGCCAUGAAGAACAAAUUGGACAUUACAUUGGGAGUUGCAAUAGGUUCAUCAACACAGAUCUCCAUGUUUGUGAUUCCAUUCUGCGUGGUAAUUGGCUGGAUGAUGGGGCGGGAAAUGGACUUGAAUUUUCAAUUGUUUGAGACAGCGACUCUCUUUAUAACUGUACUAGUGGUGGCAUUCAUGCUACAGGAAGGCACAUCAAACUAUUUUAAAGGCCUUAUGCUCAUCUUGUGCUACCUCAUAGUCGCUGCAAGCUUCUUCGUCCAUGUUGAUCCUGAUGCAAGUGAGAACUAGGUGAAAAAUCUGCAAUACAGCAUACCUGUGAACAGAAUGGAGGGGCUACGACCUAACUGCAGAGUUAGCAAAUUGCGUAGAUGAGGUUCUGCAAGAGUCCUGAAUUUGGAUGUAACUUGUUGGCAGAAUCCCGGACCGAGGGUUUAACUCGGGCUCUCAAGAUUAAGGAGCUGAUGCAGCUUUUUUUAGGAUAGCAACAGCAUCGCCCGUUGAGGAACUGUAACUUUAUGCGGCGAUCACAGAAUUUACCGUUGCAUUUGUUCACAGUUUUUGAUGUUGCUGUGAUGUUACGGUGUUACCGUUGGUUGGUACGAUGAUGUUAGAAGGGCUCCAACGGUUCCCGAGGCUCUCUCCCCCUCGCCAUGUUCCGUGUACAUGUAGAAAGAAACUUACUAUAUUUUGCGACUUGAAACA
Molecule: messenger RNA, 2020 nt
Organism: Zea mays
Lineage: Eukaryota; Viridiplantae; Streptophyta; Magnoliopsida; Poales; Poaceae
Product: vacuolar cation/proton exchanger 2
Exons: 11
Coding region: 299-1606 (435 amino acids)
Biological process (GO): intracellular calcium ion homeostasis; calcium ion transmembrane transport
Cellular component (GO): plant-type vacuole membrane
Molecular function (GO): calcium:proton antiporter activity
Source: RefSeq, a predicted model, not a curated record